AACGGGGACCGCAUGUUGUUUAAGAUAUUUCAUUAAAGAUUUUAGCUUCAUGAUAAAAGUCUAGAUAUUGUGUAGAAAGAUUUAAAUUAACUUCCUUGAGGUUUAGUGCAUGCUACUGCAGACUUUGCGAGUCUUUGUCUUUCAUCCGUGACACCCUUACAGUGUUGUGUUGGUCUGGUCGAAUCUUGCGGAAGCAACACUGAAAUCCGGAAGUUUGGGUGUUGGUUGGACGCAGCUGUCGAUCUCGGGUGUUCGCUUGUAGGUAAAGCCAAAAAAAACAGCCAAAAUGUCGAGCAAACGUGCCAAGGCAAAGAUAACCAAGAAGCGCCCUCAGCGUGCGACGUCCAAUGUCUUUGCUAUGUUCGAUCAGUCACAGAUUCAGGAAUUUAAGGAAGCAUUCAACAUGAUCGACCAGAACCGUGACGGUUUUGUCGAUAAGGAGGAUCUUCAUGACAUGCUUGCUUCUCUUGGCAAGAACCCAACAGAUGAUUAUUUGGAGGCGAUGAUGACAGAAGCUCCCGGGCCUAUUAACUUCACGAUGUUCCUCACUAUGUUUGGAGAGAAGCUUAACGGCACAGACCCAGAGGAAGUCAUUCGUAAUGCGUUUGCCUGCUUUGACGAGGAAGGAACAGGCUUCAUUCAGGAGGACUAUCUGAGAGAACUUCUGACCACUAUGGGCGAUCGAUUCACAGAUGAAGAAGUCGACGAGCUCUUCAGAGAAGCGCCAAUCGAUAAAAAGAGCAACUUCAACUACGUGGAGUUCACCCGUAUUCUUAAACAUGGAGCCAAAGACAAGGACGAUUAAAAAACAAACAACCAAGAAAACACCCUGCAUCCGUUUUAAAAAUCCCUUUUUAGCCUAGUAAAAUCCUGUGCUGUCCCGUUCAUCUGGAGUCCCCCUGAGAACCCAACUUUAACUCUGUUCUUGCUGUAUGUGUGUAUGGAAAUUAAGUGUUCACUCUACACAACUCACUAGACCUCAUGUUUUGAAUGGGUUAUGAUACAGUAUCACAGAUAAUGUCAUGCCACUCUAAUACUUAAAUCCUCAUGGUUUGGGCUGUCAAAAUCACUUUUUUUUUUUUUGAGGUUUAAAUGUUUUUUUUCUAACAUUAGUGUGCCAGUGUUUUGUUUUUUGCUGUAUGCCAGUUGGAACAAAUUCCACUUUAUUCGUCACACCUUACAAUUAAUUGGUGAAAGUAUUUUGUAAGUAUAGGGCUCUCAUGGAUCAUGUUUUCGUAUAUUUUGUCCAUGUCUAAGGUUUUUAUAACCAAGUGUAACUUUGCAGUUACAUUUAGCUAGUCGCACACAGGUAAGUUAUCUCAGACCUCUAAGACAGUCUUGUUUUUGUUUAAUCAGACAGUAAAAAAUGUGAACAUGUUGAUAUAUUUAGAUGCAUUUGAUCUCAUUUGAUUUCAUCGCCUAACUGAAUUUUUACAUCUGAUGAAUAUUAAGUAUUUUGAAUAAAUCUCUCUUAAUAAAUCA
Messenger RNA from Megalobrama amblycephala (Wuchang bream), 1482 nucleotides. RefSeq names its product myosin, light chain 12, genome duplicate 1 (gene myl12.1). Gene Ontology annotation, cellular component: cytoplasm. The record is from RefSeq and is a predicted model, not a curated record. NCBI's taxonomy places the organism in Eukaryota, Metazoa, Chordata, Actinopteri, Cypriniformes, Xenocyprididae. Gene Ontology annotation, molecular function: calcium ion binding.